AUGAUCGCUAGCGUCCUCCACCUCACAUUCCUCUAUAUACUUGCAUAUGUUCGCAAUAUAUUCCCUACAUUGUUCUCAUAUACGAAUAUGCAUGUGCAUGUCUAUUUAUAUUUCUUACUCUUCUCCCUCCCCCAUCUCUCUCUCUAUCUAUCUAUCUAUCUAUCUAUCUAUCUAUCUAUCUAUCUAUCUAUCUUGAUCCGAAGUUUACCGAUCGACCGUGCACGUAGCAACCGUAAGGGUCAGCCAUUAUGUAUGGAGCAGUAUUACCGCCUGUUUACAUCCUACCGCUUUCCGGGUCUCAACAAGGACAAUUUGAUCACCAACAGUACGAAACUGUUGCCAGAACCCGAACAUAUAAUUGUAAUUUGCAAGAAUCAGUUUUUCGUGGUGGACGUUCUCUUGAAUGCAUCGAGAUUGACCGAUGAUGAUCUUUACACGCAAUUAUGGAGAAUUGCCAAAGUAGCUGAAGAAGGAGAGAAAACCGCUGAACAAGUAGGAAUCCUCACUUCUUGGAAAAGAAACAAAUGGGCUGCUACUAGAAACAAGCUUUUAGAAGAUGCCACGAAUCGUGAAUCACUGGACAUGAUCGAGGGAAGUAUCUUCAUCCUUUGCCUGGACAAAAAACCACCAAUCACCUUCAACCACCAGAACAGUAUUGAUGAGACGCGCUCCAAUCAAAGAGACGAUGUUUCCAUUGAUAAUUUUAAUUUUACUCUCUCUCUCUCUCUCUCUCUCUCAUGUGCUCUUAGUAUCUCUCUCCCUCUCAGCUUUGUCACACACACGCGAUCUUACUGUCUGUCUGUCUGUCUGUCUGUCUCUCUGUCUCUCAAGAGCUAUUAUUGUCUUUCCUUCACUCUCUCUCAAUCUUUCUCUCUCUCUCUCUCUCUCUCUCUCUCUCUCUCUCACACACGAUCUUUUUCUCUCACUCACACACACAUGAUCUUAGUCUGUCUAUCUCGGGCGAUCUUACUGUCUCUCUCACUCAGGCGCAGUUACAGUCUUUCUCUCUCUCUCUCUCUCUCUCUCACUCAGGUGCUCUUAGUCUCUCUCUCUUACUCAGGCGCUCAAUCUCUCUCUCUCUCUCUCUCUCUCUCUCUCUCUCUCUUUCUUAGGCACUCUUACUCUCUCUCUCUCACUCUCUCUCUCUCUCAGGCGCUCUUACUGUCUCUCUCACUCAGGCAUUAUUACCUGACUCACGCUUUUGGUCUCAUUCUCUCUCUCCCUCUGACUUAA
Molecule: messenger RNA, 1233 nt
Organism: Acanthosepion pharaonis
Lineage: Eukaryota; Metazoa; Mollusca; Cephalopoda; Sepiida; Sepiidae
Source: the annotation of a GenBank genome assembly